AUGGCGGCCGGUGGCGGGGCCCCGCUGCCCGGCCUGAGCCCCGUGAGGGGACAGAGCGCUGGCACAGCCGCCUCAGCCCGGGUCACCUUGGCCCUGCCCGGGCCCGCGUCCCCCGGAGCGCGCCCUGCAGCGCAGAACGCGGCCUCGGAGCCAGGAGCGGGGCCAAUGCCCUCGGCUCGGCAGCGGCGCCGGGAGGCGGCGGGCGGUGCCCUCAGGAAACGGGAGCUGGGCACCGAGACACUUUGUUACCCUAGAAGGGACGAGUUUCUUUGUAUUUAUUUCCUGAGGCACUGGAACGAUUUGGGUCUCAGCUGGCAUAGGGCAGGAAAAAUCAUCCAGCUCCUCCCAUCUUUGCCAGAAGCUUUGGUGUUUGGGCAGCCAAAGGCAAGAGGCUUCAGCACCAGGCUCUGCCCUGGAGGGCUCUGGUCCUGCCCACGCUGUGGGGCUGUCCUUGCUGGAGCACCCUGGUCCCUGCCAUCCCCAAGCCCUGGGACACGGAGGGAGCCCUGUCCCAAGUGGCUUUGGCACCUUGGCAGGGAUGUGGCAGCAGCCCCAGAGCAGCUGGAGGAGAAAACCUCCCAGCAGAGACAGAUUGCAGUGGAGGCCAGAGUUGUGUUUGGAGCAGGGAGUGCUGAGAGCUGCAUCUGCCUGUGCUGCCACAGCCUGGGAACAGCCUGGGAAAAGGGACUGGGGGAUUUCUGGUGCCCCAGUGAGAAGAACACAAACUCAGCCCUUCAGCCUGACAGGCCCCUCCACCCAGAGCUCAGCACACAUCCUCAGAGCAGCCAGCAGGGAAGGGACAAGAGGAUCCCUGUGGGAUGAGACUGGAGAGAGCGAGCAGAGGAGCGGCCUCGGGCUGGAGAAAGGCAAAGGGACCAAUGUGGUGUCACCAGGGCACCUGUGAGGAACAGAAUGGACACUUGGAGGCCACAUGGAGGAAGGGGAUGCACAGCUCUGUCUGCAGCACACCUCCAGUGGGGCCUACCUGUGAAAGCUUUCCUUCACUUGUGCACUUGCUGCUGGAUCCCUGAAAAACUCCAAACUCCAUCCCACUGAUUUUCAGGUAUCUCUGAGGGCUACUGCCUGGGAUUCAGUAUCUGUGGGGGAAGAUUGCCUGGGCUUCAAUGCUGCUGAUGGAUGAUGGCCUCAGGCUGGGGAGGAGGGAAGGGAUUUGGGGUGGCUGGGACAUACCUGCAGCUGUGUGGGAGCUCUGAACUGGGAAUUGCUGUGUGAGCCCCUCUGCAAACAGCCUGUGCCUCCAUUCCCUGGUAAUGCCAGCUGCUCCUUGGGGUCCUUCUGGGCUCUUGGUGCUCUCUGUGUGGGCUGGAGCAUUUCCACAUGCCUGCUCAGAGCGGGCCCAGGAGCCACGGUGCAGGCACAGCUCCUCCUGCAGAUCCCACAGACACGAGGGGCUGCUGCCUUCAGGAGCUUUGGCUCCUCCUGCCCUGCGCUCCCAGCCAGCUGGGACACGCUGGGGGAACACCAGGGAGCACGGCUGGCAGCGAGCAGGAGACACCGAGGCCUCUGGGGCCAGAAACAGCCCCGGCCUCAGCAGCCGCCAUCGCUUUGGCCUGGCGGCGCUCACCUGCAGGAAAGGCCGCCUGCCACUCUCCAGAGGAACUUUGGCCACGGAGCAAGGUCACCCUCAGGACUUGUCUUGUUCACUUCUUCUGGGGAAGCAGAGGGACAUUGUGUGAGCACGUUUCCAGCUGCUGGGUAAAUCCUGGAAAGGGCAGAAAAAUCAGGGUCACGGGGAAGGGUUUGGUGCUGACAUGUUGAGUGCCAGCCAGUUGUGCCCUACGGCCAUUGCAGGGGCUGGUGUGUAAAGCAGCAUUAGCAGAAGGGAAGGAGCUGCAUUUGCAGAGGAGUUCUCUUACUGGCAGCAGUCAUUCCCAUCCCACACAGGGCCUUUGGAACAGCCCUGGGAUUGGCCCAGGUGUUUGGAGCAGGGUGCUGAGAUGACCAGAAUUCUGUGUUCAAUGUGCAGCUGGGCCAGUCAGUUCUCAGCGUUUGACUGCUCUGGAAAUAAAGAACAAACAGUUUUCACUGUGUUUUU
This is a messenger RNA of Melospiza georgiana, 2056 nucleotides long. RefSeq lists its product as uncharacterized. Bases 1 to 822 code for a protein of 273 amino acids. The transcript has 7 exons. The record is from RefSeq and is a predicted model, not a curated record. NCBI's taxonomy places the organism in Eukaryota, Metazoa, Chordata, Aves, Passeriformes, Passerellidae.